UCUAGGGUUCUACAAAUUUACCGAAAAUUUACCGGAUUUUUUUAAAAAAGUUCGAGGAAUGGACCAACUAAAAAGAAAACAAAGUAAGGAAUCUGGAGAAGAACAAUCUGAAGGACAAAGUCCAGAAGAAACAAUUGCAGAAAAGUUGAAAGUGAUAAAAUGGAAGAAACUGAAAGAGAGAAAAAAGCGAAAGCAGAAAACUGAAGAUGAAGAAGAAUCAAGUGAAGAUGAGGAAGGAACAACUGGAGAUGAAGAAGAAUCUGAUGAAGAACAAGUCCGGCGUAACAAGACGAAGAAGGAUAAAAAGAAGAAAACUGGAAAGCAGAAAAGAAGAAAACCGGAAGGAACUGAAGAUGAAGAACAAUCUAAUGAAGAACAAGUCCGCAGUAAGAAGAAGAAUGAGAUUAAAAAGGAGAAAAGAAGAAAAAGGGAAGAAAAUGAAGAUGAAGAAGAAGUUCGUGCAAAGAAGAAGAAGAAAAUGGAUAAAAGGAAGACCAAAAAAGAGAGUACAAAGAAGAAGGAAGAAACUGACGAGGAAGAAGAUACAAAGGAUGAUGAAGAGGAAAAAGUCCCAGGGAAAAGGAAAAGAUAUGUAAAAGAGGGUUAUGUGCAGUAUCGCUGCACAAUGCUUGCUUUUCUGAAAACAAUUGCAGAAAACAAAAAUAACCUGACUGAAGGUACUUUAGAGCUGCUGCAGAAAACACCCUUUGCAACGCUGAUAGAUGCAUUCCAUGGAGGUUCAAUUAAAGAAAAGGAUGCAAAGAAAUCAGAUGAUUUAAUCACACUUCUGCUACAAGCAUACAACAGUGACACAGACCUUUUUGUGUUUGGGAACAGGAAAUUCAGAAUGUCAACAAGUGAUAUAUCUAUGAUUUUAGGAGUGCCGGCAUCCGGGUUAUCAGUACCAAAGACCAAAGAAGGGGCAUACAAAUCUGAGUUCGUGACUAAAUACUUUGACAAAAAGCAGAGGAUCAACAAGGCGGCUGCAGAGGAAGCUUUGAAGAAGGCAUUGGCAGAAACUCCAGAAACAGGGGAUGAAAAAACGAAACGGGACAGAAAUGUUGCCGUAUUAGUACUCUUGAACCUUUUCAUCAAACUCCUGUUCCCAAACUCUGGAGGAACAAUAUCUUGGGACUAUAUAAGAGUAUGUGAAGAGGUGGAAAGUCUGGGAAAAUAUAGCUGGGCAAAGGAAGUUGGCGACUUCCUUAAAAAAUCAAUUAAACGAAAGGCAAAAGAAUCCCAAAACAUGGCAGGUUGCGUGAUAUUGGUGAUGGUAAAUUCCCGUAACUUGUUAAAAAUUUGUUUAUGCAUCAUUUUGCUGUCGUAUGCUGUUGUAAGUACAAAAACUAGAUCAGUGUCAUGUCACUGUUAAGGUCACUGGACAGGUAACUGGCUAGGUCACUGUUAAUGUUACUGUCAAGUUUUUGUCACUGACAAUGUCACUGUUGUAUUUGCAUAUGUCAUUGGUUAUGUUUGUGAUAUUCAUAUGGGUAAGCAGCUGUUUGAAAAAUAACUAACUAGUUUUCUAUUUUUAUUUUUUAUUUUCCAAACAGUAUUGGUUUUGCCACAAGACAGGAGUAGUGCCGCCAAUCUCUGGAAGAGAAACCGAAAAACACGGAAUAAGAAAGUGGCAGUUAAAGACCCUGAUAGAAAAAAAAGGGGAUUUCAACACCAUGGGAAAGUUGAAGAAAAUCUUUGAUAAAGUUAAAGAAGAUGCAGAGGAAGAAGAUUCUGAGUCUAAUACAGACACAGAAAGUAAAGAAAAAGAGAAUGAUGGGCAAGAAGAUAUUGUUGAAAAUAGAACCAGUGGAAACAUUAAGGAUGAGAAGAUGGAGACAGAGAUAGGGAAGAACAAUGAAGAGAAGAAGGAAUUACAGAGAAAGCUGGAGGGAAAGGAAGAAGAGCUAAGUGCUUUGAAAAAAGAAGUUGAGGAGAAGGACAAGGAAAUUGGCAGAAUAAAUGAAGAGAAUGAGGAUGUGUUAUUGGAAAAUGAGGUGCUGAAAAUUGAGAAAGCCUCACUAAUUAACAGAGUGAAGCACUUGGAGGGCAUAGUGAUGGCACUAACUGAGAAGUUUGAGUCGCCAAUAGCACGUCCAGGUGAUGACAACGACUCAACUCCUCCUCCCCCACCACCUAGUUUCCCUCCGCCAAAACCAAAGGCCCCUCAGGACAAGCCAACUGACAGCAAGCACUCCAAAAACACAAAAUCUCAAGGUGGU
Molecule: messenger RNA, 2219 nt
Organism: Rosa rugosa (rugosa rose)
Lineage: Eukaryota; Viridiplantae; Streptophyta; Magnoliopsida; Rosales; Rosaceae
Exons: 3
Coding region: 59-1372 (437 amino acids)
Source: RefSeq, a predicted model, not a curated record